AUGCCGCGCGAAAAGUAUGCCAGACAGUCGCUUGGAGCGGCGCAUCGGCUCGUUAAAGAGUCGCGUGUUCUCCUCGUUGGCGCAGGCGGCAUUGGCUGUGAACUACUAAAGAACCUCGUCUUGACCGGCUUCGGUGAAAUCCACAUUAUCGAUCUUGAUACUAUAGACCUCAGUAACUUGAACCGCCAGUUCCUGUUCCGGCAAGAACAUAUCAAGAAGCCAAAAGCUCUUGUUGCCAAAGAGGUGGCUAAGAAAUUCAACCCCAAUGUCAAGUUGGUCGCCUACCAUGCCAACAUCAAAGACAAACAGUUCAAUCUGGAAUGGUUCUCCGGAUUCAACCUUGUGUUCAAUGCGCUCGACAAUAUGGAUGCCCGGCGGCAUGUCAACAAGAUGUGUUUGGCUGUCGACAUUCCUCUGAUUGAAUCUGGCACGACAGGGUUCAAAGGACAAGUGCAGGUGAUCAAGAAAGGAAAGACGGCAUGCUAUGAUUGUACGCCGAAGACCACGCCGAUUUCCUACCCUGUUUGUACGAUCCGAAGCACCCCAAGCCAACCUAUCCAUUGCAUCGUUUGGGCAAAGAGUUACCUCCUUCCCGAAUUGUUCGGUGUGAGCGAAGAUGAGGCCGCAGAAGUAGAUCAGACUGAAGACUCGGAUAAUGCUGCUGAAAUUGAAAAGCUUAGACAAGAAGCGCAGGCACUCAAGAAGAUCAGAGAAUCGAUGGGUUCGGAUAACUUUGCGAAAGACGUGUUUGACAAAGUUUUCAAAGAGGAUAUCAAACGCCUAGCGAACAUGGAGGAUAUGUGGAAGGAGAAGACCCCUCCUAAACCCUUGUCUUAUGAAGCUUUGGAACAGGAAGCUGCGUCCCUUGACGCGUCAGUCUUGAAGAAGGCUCAGCAAACCUGGUCAACGGCAGAGAACUUUAUCGUCUUCAAAGACUCCUUAGCACGACUAUCAUCGAGACAGGCAGAGGAACAGACCAAGGCCGCAAAAGAAGGAGGUCCACCCCCUCUCAUCUCUUUUGACAAAGACGACGAUGAUACGAUGGAUUUCGUCGCUGCAGCUGGAAACCUCCGUUCCAUUAUUUUCGGUAUUGAGCCCAAGUCGAAGUUCGACAUCAAGCAGAUGGCUGGCAACAUUAUCCCUGCCAUUGCCACUACAAAUGCCAUGGUCGCUGGGCUAUGUGUCAUGCAAGCUUUCAAGGUGCUUAGAGGAGACUAUGCCAAAGCGAAAUGGCUCUGGCUGUGGAAUGGCGCUCUAAGAACUGAUAAACUGGAAGAUCCAAAUCCAGAGUGCCCCGUCUGCAGUGUCGCUAUGGCAAGAAUACACGUCGAUCUCGAGAAAGCAACGCUUAAAGACCUGGUCGAAGACAUUCUACGCGCGAAGCUCGGCUACGGAGAGGAAAUCACCGUGAUGAGCGACGCCGGUGUGGUCUAUGAUCCUGAUUUGGAAGACAACCUCGAAAAGAAACUUUCAGAGCUCAAUAUUUCGGAUGCCAGCUUUAUUCUCGUCAAGGAUGAAGAGGACGACGAUCCGCGGGUUGAUUUGCAACUAGCCAUCGAGGCGAAGAAGCUGACGGACGAGGCCAAGAUUGUCGAGUUGGUUGAGAGAGAAGGUCACACUAUCACGAUACCGCGGAAACCUAGGAAAUCGCCUGUGGAGGAUGGUGACAAAGCGACUGGAGAUGACGCAGACGACUUGAUUGUCUCGAAUGACAAGCCUGUUCCAGUGUCAAAUGGCAAACGAAAACGACCAUUGGACGGUGACGAGGAAGACGAUCCAACGCCGGCCAAGAAGUUGUUGCAGGGUCCUACUAAUGCAGAGGUUGCUAAAUCAUCGAGCAUGCACGCCAUUGUCCUCGAUGAAGACGAUGGAACGAUUCUGAUUGCAGACGACGAUUAA
This is a messenger RNA of Exophiala spinifera, 1899 nucleotides long. RefSeq lists its product as uncharacterized. Gene Ontology annotation, biological process: protein sumoylation. Gene Ontology annotation, molecular function: SUMO activating enzyme activity. The record is from RefSeq and is a predicted model, not a curated record. The transcript has 2 exons. The coding region runs from base 1 to 1899 and encodes 632 amino acids. NCBI's taxonomy places the organism in Eukaryota, Fungi, Ascomycota, Eurotiomycetes, Chaetothyriales, Herpotrichiellaceae. Gene Ontology annotation, cellular component: cytoplasm; SUMO activating enzyme complex.